AUCAUCCAUCCUUCUCUAUCUUGACCUUUUUCAUUUGUCAAAUAUACACACAUAUAUAUAUACAUACAUCUCAUUCAUACAUAAUACAUAAUACAUAAUACAUAAUGAAGGAUAUCUGCAAGCAAGACGAACUCAUCAUCCCCAACAACGUCAAGGUCAUUGUCAAGUCCCGUCUGGUCACUGUCGAAGGUCCCCGGGGUACACUCACCAAGAACUUCAACCAUCUCAACAUUGAAAUCAAAAAAGUCAACGACUCACUUAUCAAGUUCACCGUUCACCACGGUCUUCGUAAGCAUGUUGCCUGCAUCCGCACCGUCCGUUCGUUGAUCAACAACAUGAUCACCGGUGUCACAAAGGGCUUUGAAUACAAGAUGCGUUAUGUCUAUGCACAUUUCCCAAUCAACUGCAUUAUUAACAACGGUGGAAAGGAUGUCGAGAUCCGUAACUUCCUUGGUCAAAAGGUUGUCUUCCGAGUUCAGAUGCGCGAAGGCGUAACUGUCGAGGCUUCCAAGAACCAAAAGGAUGAGUUGACCCUGACUGGUAAUGAUCUUGAAGCCGUUUCUCAAUCAGCUGCUGAUAUCCAACAAUCUUGCUUGGUCAAGAACAAGGAUAUCAGAAAGUUCUUGGAUGGUAUCUAUGUCUCUGAACGUAAUGUUCUCGAGGCUUCUGAUUAAAAUCCAUGAACUUCUGUUUACCACCACCUUAAUAAAGAUACACAACGGUCCCGGGAUAGGCGGCAAUAGUCAUCCCACCCUUUCUUUUUUUUAUUUUCUUAU
Molecule: messenger RNA, 776 nt
Organism: Phycomyces blakesleeanus NRRL 1555(-)
Lineage: Eukaryota; Fungi; Mucoromycota; Mucoromycetes; Mucorales; Phycomycetaceae
Exons: 2
Coding region: 105-674 (189 amino acids)
Biological process (GO): cytoplasmic translation
Cellular component (GO): ribosome; cytosolic large ribosomal subunit
Molecular function (GO): structural constituent of ribosome; rRNA binding
Source: RefSeq, a predicted model, not a curated record